Messenger RNA from Lycium ferocissimum, 881 nucleotides. RefSeq names its product COX assembly mitochondrial protein 1. Gene Ontology annotation, cellular component: mitochondrion. The transcript is spliced from 4 exons. The coding region runs from base 247 to 492 and encodes 81 amino acids. The record is from RefSeq and is a predicted model, not a curated record. NCBI's taxonomy places the organism in Eukaryota, Viridiplantae, Streptophyta, Magnoliopsida, Solanales, Solanaceae.
GAGCUGCUGGAUUAGAAGAGGAGGAAGGAAGUGCCAAAAGAAAUGGUGGGGUAAUAGCCCGACACUACAUUUGGUGGGCAGUGUGGAAGGAAAGGAAUAGUAGAAGCUUUGAAGAUAGGUCCAAUUCCAUUCACAGUUAAAUGGAAUUGUAUUGUAUCUUUUUACUUUUGGUGUAAAAAGAAAGAUAUAGGGGAAAUAGAUCUUGUAGAUUUCUUAGGCUCUCUGUUUUGAACUCAAGGGAAGAAGAUGCAUCCACCUUUGACUCUGCAUAGGCACCCUUUAUGUGCUGAUAUAAUUGAAGAGUUUCAGAAGUGUCAUACAGACCACCCACUAGGGAAAUUCCUGGGGCAAUGCACAGAUCUGAAAAUAAAGCUUGACAGGUGCUUCAGGCAGGAAAAAGCUAUAAAGAGGAAAGCAAAUUUUGAACAGAGCAAGAAGUUGAAGGAGAGGCUCCAGGCUUACAGGAAGGAAACUGCUGACCUGCAAUCAUGAUGGUAAUAAGAGUUUUUUUUUCAAGACACUGUUUUGCACUAUUCCAACACAUGAAGGAAAGUUUAACGGUUGGGGUUUAUCGGAGAAAGAUUGGUGAAUAGAAUUGUCAUUUGUCUAUUCUGAUGUUUUCAUCGAUCUCCAUUAUUUAUGUUAGUUGAAGUGAAAUAAGAUAGACACAAGAAUUGAUAAAUUAUAGAAGCAACUGAUCAGACCAUUCUAUCUGGGUGCCUGGAAAAUGUCAAAAUCAAAGUAGUGAAUUGAUUGCGUGAACUGAAUGAAGGUUCGUCUUUGGUGGGAAGUAGCAGGUACCUGUGGAAUUAGUCGAGGUGUGCGCAAGCUGAUCCGGCACUCGGUUAUAAAAAAAUAAUAGAAGUGCAGUAGUUUGGUUC